Messenger RNA from Solanum verrucosum, 920 nucleotides. RefSeq lists its product as uncharacterized. The record is from RefSeq and is a predicted model, not a curated record. NCBI's taxonomy places the organism in Eukaryota, Viridiplantae, Streptophyta, Magnoliopsida, Solanales, Solanaceae. The transcript has 3 exons. The coding region runs from base 162 to 710 and encodes 182 amino acids.
UCAAUUAGCUAUCCAUUUUUUUUAUAUAUACCAAUCAAUUCACAGAGAAAUAAAUUUGCAUAAAACUAAAAAAUUAAACUUUUACGAAAUAAAAGAAAAUUGGGUUUCAAAGAAAUAAAGUUGUAUAAAUUGAUUUGUGUAUAAAGGGAUCAUUUGGUAAAAUGGGUCAGGCAUUUCGUCGAGCAACAGGAAGGAUCGGAAGUUCUACUGUCGAUGCGGCGUCAUCGCAACUGAAGAAAUCUAUCGACCGGAGACCCCCGCCGGUGAAUAAAAUUCCUGCCGAUAAUGUUGGUCCAGUUGCCGAGAGCAGCCCAAAGGUUGCUGUUAAAAACACUGUGGAAGAGAAAGAUCCCAAGUUCGAUGCAAUGCUUAGUCAAAUGGUUGGUAGAAUUCAAGCCAAGCCUGGUGGAAAGCUAGAGAUGGGUGAGGCAACAGUGGUGGAGAGGUCUGAUAGACCCUUGCCUAAGCUAAGGAAUAUAACUUCACAGUCUAGCAGAUAUGAGGAAAGGCCUACUCCUACAGGUACGCUGAAUGUGGCACAGAUAAAAGAAAUUAUACUACUGCAUCAAGGCAGAUCCGAUGAUCAUAAAGGACCUAUGGAUAUCAAUGAAAUUUCUGAGCGGUUUCGAGUUGAUGCUGCCCAGAUUCAGAUGAUUCUGCAGUUCGUAUCUUUGCCUCCGGAAGACACUAGUAAAAUGAGGAACACAUAAGUGUGUGUAUCAUAUUUUAUAGUCAUUGAUAUCUCAAAGAAAUGAGUGAGUUCACACUUGCCCUGAGGUGAUUCCCUUUAUGCAUCAAUUUUGCAGCUGUAAGUUGGUCUGUUGUAAUAAUGACCUAUCAUCAUGGUCCUGGAGAGAAAAUGAAUACACUAAACUGAUCCUAAUGAUGUUUGUUGCACUAGAAGAGAACCUUUUUUUUUC